This is a messenger RNA of Parus major (Great Tit), 2305 nucleotides long. RefSeq names its product solute carrier family 30 member 4 (gene SLC30A4). Lineage: Eukaryota; Metazoa; Chordata; Aves; Passeriformes; Paridae. The transcript is spliced from 7 exons. Gene Ontology annotation, cellular component: plasma membrane. Gene Ontology annotation, molecular function: zinc ion transmembrane transporter activity. Gene Ontology annotation, biological process: zinc ion transmembrane transport; response to zinc ion. The record is from RefSeq and is a predicted model, not a curated record. The coding region runs from base 135 to 1436 and encodes 433 amino acids.
GCGGGGCGAUGUAGGGGACAUGCCCUGACGGGACGACGAGCGGUCGGGGCGCCGCCUGCGAGGGCACAGCUGCGCCAGCGGAGCCACCCGCGGCGGGUCGGCCGCGCCCGGCCAGGCCCCCGAGCGCCGCCGCUAUGGCUGGGGCCGGGCUCUGGACGAGCAUCAAGUCCCUGCUAGGGAGGAGCGAGGACCCUCUGUUCCUGAACGACUCCAGUGCCUUUGACUUCUCGGACGAGGUGGGGGACGACGACUUCCCCAGGUUUAACAAACUGCGCGUGGUGGUGGCGGACGAUGGCUCGGAGGCGGCCCCGGAGACACCGGUGAACGGAGCGUCCCCGGGGCUGCCGUCCGACGACGAGUCCCUGCUGGACCGGGACAUCGCCCUGCGCAGCGCCCGGGCCGGCCGGCCGGACCCCUGCAGCGGCUGCAGCAGCCGGCGGGAGCGCUCCAAGCAGAGGAAGGUGAAGAAGCGGCUGACGCUCGCUGCCCUCCUGUACCUCCUCUUCAUGACGGGGGAGCUCAUAGGUGGCUAUGUUGCUAACAGCCUAGCAAUUAUGACAGAUGCACUUCACAUGCUAACUGACCUUAGUGGUAUUAUUUUGACCCUCCUGGCUCUCUGGCUGUCUGCAAAAUCUCCGACAAAGAGGUUCACUUUCGGAUUUCAUCGCUUAGAAGUACUGUCAGCCAUCAUUAGUGUACUGCUGGUCUAUAUCCUUAUGGCAUUCCUCUUAUAUGAGGCUGUUCAGAGAACUAUCCAUAUGGACUAUGAAAUAAAUGGUGAUAUUAUGCUCAUCACAGCAGCCGUCGGUGUUGCCGUUAACUUAAUAAUGGGGUUUUUGCUGAAUCAAUCUGGCCACCUUCACUCCCACUCCCAUUCCCAGCCUCACUCUCACGUACCUCGGCCGAGCUCUCCGAACACAGCCCAGGGCAGCAGCCAUGGACACAGCAGCCUGGCCGUGAGAGCAGCCUUUGUCCAUGCGCUGGGGGACCUGGUACAGAGCAUUGGGGUGCUUGUAGCUGCCUACAUCAUCCGCUUUAAGCCAGAAUACAAGAUUGCUGAUCCUAUAUGUACAUAUGUAUUUUCCAUACUGGUGAUUUUUACAACAAUUCGAAUUCUGUGUGACACAGGAGUUAUUAUUCUGGAAGGAGUUCCAAGCCACUUAAAUGUGGAUCGCAUCAAGGAAGAUUUGAUGAAAAUUGAAGAUGUUUAUUCUAUAGAAGAUUUAAAUGUUUGGUCUCUCACUGCAGGAAAAACAACUGCCAUAGUCCACUUGCAACUAGUUCCUGGUAGUUCAUCUAAAUGGGAGGACGUUCAGACCAAGGCCCGACAGCUGUUGCUGAACACAUUUGGAAUGUACAAGUGCUCUGUCCAGCUUCAGAGUUACAAACAGGAAAUGAGCAAAACCUGCGCGAGUUGUCAGAGUUCCAGUGCCUAAUUUCAUACGUUUUGGGAACUGCUGCCUUAUUCUUUACCUUGUGUAGUCAAAGACUGAGAGCAAUAAAUGCAAAAUUAAAAUUAUCCAAUAGUAACCAUUAAUAUGUGGAUUUGUACCGUGGGACAUGCAGCAGGGAGAACUGGUGCUGCAAAAAGUGCAGCGGUUGCCCUACAGAACAUGCAUUUCACUCUCCGUUGUACUGGUUUAUUCAAUUUGUUAUGAUUUUGAGACAAAACUGGUUUUGGAUUAUUGUUUACAAACUGGAACGUGGCUCUGCAGAUACCUCACAAAUUACAGUCCAAUAUUGUCCUUUAAUCAUUAUGUAUCACAAAGUACCUGCGCUCCAAAUGGAGCAUCGGGUAUUCAGUAUUUCAGUCAAAAGUCUCUAAAGCUGAUCAUACCAGGGUUGCACAAUCUAUCAUGAUCCCCAAAUUCAUUAUGCAGUAUUUUUGCAAUAGUAGUUUUCAUACAGUAUCUCAAACUAUUAACACAUACAUUAAGUUGAAUUCAUGUGGAAGCUGUCUCUUCGGAGACACUGCAAAAUACAGAAUUUACUGUACCCAGACCAGAAAGUUAGCUUUAAUCUGGGCAUUCAGAGAUCCAGACAGGAAGAUCCUUGCCCGGACUUCUGGUAUUUAACUAGAGACCCAACACUGGACCCAAAGUGUUUUAGGUGAUCAGUUACCAUUAAUGUAUUUUAGAAUAGGGUUUAUACAUUAGAAACAGGUUAUUUAUUUUACAAAGUUUUGACUUGUAAGAAGAAUUUAUUAUUAAUAAUCUUGAAUGUCUAAACUAUCAUUUGAUUCACGUUAAAUGGCCAGUUGAUUAGCAUGCAUUCUAAUUGUAAUUAAUAAAUGUCCUGUAAUUGA